AGAACCGCUUCCUCUUUUCCUCUCAAAGCCUAGAGAGGUACCGAGAACGACGGAUGAGGCGCACGCGCACUGCAAGCCGACACUGGGGCUGCUGCUUCUGCGGCGCCCGUGUUGGUGGACGGGGCGGCAGCGCCAGCUGCAGCAGUAACAGCCCCGCGCGGAGGGGUCGCGGGGAGGCAGGGGAGUGCUGCGUCUGCGGCGGUUGGCGGGGCCGAGCGGGCGGCUCGCCCCAGCAGCUGGCGGAGAGAUACGCGGACCUGGCGUCCAGCCACGCCGAAGCCGUGAGGUUGGGCGAGGAGCGCGAGAAGCAGAGCGGGCGCCUGCGCGACGAGAAUACGCGGCUGAAGCUGGAGAACCGGCGCCUGCGCAGAGAGAACCGGAGCCUCUUCCGCCAGGUGCUGACGCUGCAGCAGCAGCCGCCGCCCUGGACCCUCCCCCUUCCAGAGCGGGAGGCGGAGCCUGAAGGCGGGUCUCUCGCGCGCGAGCCGGAGUUGCUCAGCGACCGGCUGGCCGAGAAGGGGCGCGAGCUGGGGGCGCAGGCGGAGGAGGGGCGGCAGGUGUAG
Euleptes europaea (tarantolino) is the source of this 563-nucleotide messenger RNA. RefSeq names its product tumor suppressor candidate 1 (gene TUSC1). The record is from RefSeq and is a predicted model, not a curated record. The coding region runs from base 54 to 563 and encodes 169 amino acids. The transcript has a single exon. Lineage: Eukaryota; Metazoa; Chordata; Lepidosauria; Squamata; Sphaerodactylidae.